AUGGAGACAGCUGUUAACGUUGAUCUUUCCUUUAUUGAGUCUCGUCAAAAAGUGAUACGAAAACUCAGAUUUUAUGAAGAUCAAGCUGUUCUCCGGACACAGGCAUGCGCAAUGUACCCAUCCUCCUACUCCUCCCCGACUUUACCUAACCCUAACCCUAUUCCAUCUUCCUACUCCUCCCCGACUUUCCCUAACCCUAACCCAUCUUCCUACUCAUCCCCGACUUUCCCUAACCCUAACCCAUCCUCCUACUCCUCCCCGACUUUCCCUAACCCUAACCCAUCCUCCUACUCCUCCCCGACUUUCCUUAACCCUAACCCAUCCUCCUACUCCUCCCCGACUUUCCCUAACCCUAACCCUAACCCAUCCUCCUACUCCUCCCCGACUUUCCCUAACCCUAACCCUAACCCAUCCUCCUACUCCUCCCCGACUUUCCCUAACCCUAACCCUAACCCAUCCUCCUACUCCUCCCCGACUUUCCCUAACCCUAACCCUAACCCAUCCUCCUACUCCUCCCUGACUUUCCCUAACCCUUACCCUAACCCAUCCUCCUACUCCUCCCCGACUUUCCCUAACCCUAACCCUAACCCAUCUUCCUACUCCUCCCCGACUUUCCCUAACCCUAACCCUAACCCAUCCUCCUACUCCUCCCCGACUUUCCCUAACUGA
Molecule: messenger RNA, 669 nt
Organism: Ylistrum balloti
Lineage: Eukaryota; Metazoa; Mollusca; Bivalvia; Pectinida; Pectinidae
Exons: 2
Coding region: 1-669 (222 amino acids)
Source: RefSeq, a predicted model, not a curated record